Molecule: messenger RNA, 357 nt
Organism: Aspergillus uvarum CBS 121591
Lineage: Eukaryota; Fungi; Ascomycota; Eurotiomycetes; Eurotiales; Aspergillaceae
Exons: 2
Coding region: 1-357 (118 amino acids)
Molecular function (GO): protein binding
Source: RefSeq, a predicted model, not a curated record
AUGGCCAGAUCUCCCGCGAAAUUUGCUCUAAGUGCUGGAAUGGUACAUAUCGACGAGGGAGCUGAUGAGACUCCAUUCGAUGUUCACGUGGAAUUGUUAUGCAGUUGUUCUCCCUACUUCAACUCGCUGCUCAGCAAUCGCACUGAGAAACACAUCCCAUCCGAUCCUAUUUACUCUUCGAACGAUGAUCCAGAUGUCUUCGCGGAGCUGUUAGGUUGGGUGUACAGCGGUGACACUUCCAUUGACUUGCCUUCUCGUAAUAGGAUUUCGUUCUUGCUACGAUUAUGGAUCCUAGCUGCUAAGUACCAGAUCGUGGAACUGCAAAACCAUGUUAUAGAAAGAACUCUGCAACGUUGA